Messenger RNA from Truncatella angustata, 1765 nucleotides. RefSeq lists its product as uncharacterized. The record is from RefSeq and is a predicted model, not a curated record. Lineage: Eukaryota; Fungi; Ascomycota; Sordariomycetes; Amphisphaeriales; Sporocadaceae. The transcript has 4 exons. The coding region runs from base 464 to 1765 and encodes 433 amino acids.
AGCUUUAUUUGCACACCACUUUCCUAACGUGCUAAUUUUGUUCGACAUCCAUUACAAGAAUAGCUUUGUUUGCCCUCAGGGACUCGCCGACUAUAUCACCCCCAAACCGAUAUUUAUACCAAACCCUAUAAUCGGCGAUAGAUACAACCUGGUAUUCGACUAUGUCUGCAUCACACAGUAAUGGAGUGUGAUGCCCUAAUUUUCGACUGCCAACAGUCGAAAAAGAACAAUCAGAUUCUUUUAGACACAAUUAAUUUUACUCAUCCAGUACUCCUUCCACCCCAAGCUUUCUUUUCUUCCAGCAUGCCUCACCAAACCCCAUCAUCACCCAUCGUCCCCCGCCAAACCCCAUCAAAUACAGGGUUUGCACUAGCUUCAGCUUUCCUUUCCAUAAUUAGCCCUUCCCUCGCAACAAAAAAAAAAAAAGUGGCAGUGCUGUCUGUUCUGAUAGAUUCAUCUCAGAAUGGGUAACUUCCCAGGUCUGGAGGGCAUUUCUGCGGAUGUCCUGGUGAACGACAUCCCGCUGAACAAGCUCGACUCGCCCAUCAUCGAGCCCAUCAACUACCUCAAGAAGAAGGUCGUCUCCGACCUUGGCGAGGACCCUGAAACCUGUGAUCUGCGCGACAUCAAGCACUAUUUCAUCAAGUACGUCCCAGCUCCCUCUGGCAAGCACUUCGCCUUGCGUCUCGUCGCCGAGGCCGAUUUUGCCACAGACUGUCACCACCUCGGAGUCAAGUGGCGUGUCGACGGUCUUGAGAGUGGAAUCAGACACCAGCAACCCUCUAGGCCGGCCGCCCGGUGGAACGUCAAAUGCGACUCAAUCAACACCGGUGGGCCCAGGACUGGCUAUUUCAAGCAAAGGUUCAAGUUUGGGAAGCUCAAGACUGUUGAUGGUAGUGGCGACUAUACUGAGAGCUGGAUUAACAGGAUUGCGAUGGAGACCGAAAACUUCGGUGUACUGCGCAUCUUAGUCUUCCAGAUGCAGCAAUCGACGGUCAAGACCAACAACUACCAGGGAAGGGGCGUAGAGAAGGCAACAAUCGACACGCUACCGGAGAAGGCCUUGAAGGGUCGCAAUAUUACCCACAAGGCUGUCGUCGAGAGCCAGGAGAUCGAGUACGGACCGCCGCCUCGCCGUAACAAUGUCUUCAAGCACCCGCGUGGUCUACCUCUAGUUGUCUUUGAGUUUCGAUACAGAUCGAUAGCGCUAACCAUAUCUUCAGAGGGUCUCAUACGGGACCGCGUCAUUCCACGACCUCUUCCCUCGCCAAGCAUUAACAAAAUGAGUGCAAACGAAAUCAGCUUGUUCCGUCCUCGACUGGCCCCGGGUCCCAGAUCGUCCGGCACUUUCCUUGCCCGUUCCAAGUCACUCCUAAAGCCAAAGAAAUUGCCGCCCGCGAUGCGCAGGGCGAGAUAUCUUCAACUCGCAGAAGGCCCCCAAACACUCCCUGCAAAACGAUUCAAGGAGAGUCUUCGCGCCGAUGGCAAUGUCCUAAUCGACUUAGGUGACGACGACAGCGAUGAAGAGUCACCUAUCAUGUCCAAAGCGAAGCGAGUUCGCUUAACUUCAGACAAUCGUACAAGCGAUGCUGAGCGUAACAGGAACGCUCCUGUCACAGACAAGAAGGACCCGCACGAUGUGCCCUUUGCUUCAGCCAAUCCUAGGAGCAAUGCCAGAGACGGUGAGAUUCGUGAAUUUGACAAGGGCAUUCCUGCCGAGGUUGAGGAGGACCAGGGUUGGGACUCAGACAAGACAAUGUUUUAG